Molecule: messenger RNA, 426 nt
Organism: Durio zibethinus
Lineage: Eukaryota; Viridiplantae; Streptophyta; Magnoliopsida; Malvales; Malvaceae
Source: RefSeq, a predicted model, not a curated record
CAAAAAAAAAAAAAAAGGAGGAAACUCAUUGACCACGCUCGUGUUGGUCAAGGGCAAGAGGCACGUGCCACAUCUCUUUCCCUUGAUUACAAAAUCUAGCCAUAAAAAUACCAGAAUCCCAAGCGUAGCUAGGGUUUUAGCUUCUUGCCGUCGACCCAGAUUCAAAUCGAAAGCACAGAAAAUCAAAUUAGAAGCAGCGAUGUUCCAGGGAAUGUUUAUGCGGAAACCAGACAAGGCGGUGGCCUUGAAGCAGUUGAAGGAACACGUGGCUAUGUUUGGGGUGUGGAUAGCUGUGAUUCGUGUCACUCCUUACAUUCUUCAUUACCUCUCUGGUGAAAAGGAAGAGCUCAAGCUCGAGCUCUAGAUACCUCCUCUCGUUCUUUUCAGUGGGUCUACAAGGAGAGAAUCGGAUUGGGAUGUAAAGGG